AUGUCCUUUGAUGAUCCGAUUCUGGAUGUCAUUCCGUCCCGAGCCGGACACAAGCUCUGCGUUCGACACAAAUUGAUGGCAAAUCAAGAUGUCAACAGUAAGCUUCAAAAGAGCCUCGACAAUCUGCCUGUCUCGGAACGUUCCGCAGUCACUCAUCUCUGGUCAACCUUUUCCACUGCCCCUCAUGCCAAGCGCAAGCUCAUUCUUGAGGGGAUCCUCACCAUGUGCUGCUUCUCUCAACUUUCACACCUGUCCGAUUCCCUGAACCUCAUCAUUCGAGUCGACCCCUUCUCCAUCCUCCCCCGUGAAGUCAACAUGAGAGUUCUAGGUUACCUCGAUGCCAUCUCACUCGGUCGCGCAGCGCAAGUCUCCAAGUCAUGGAAGGCGCUUGCAGAUGACGACUUGCUUUGGCGCCGAAUGUGUGGACAACACAUUGAUCGCAAGUGCGAGAAAUGUGGUUGGGGCCUGCCUCUGCUGGAACGUCGCCGUCUCAAGGUGGAAUUGCAAGAUGGAAGUCCCUCAGUGGCGGUGGGAAUUGGUGAUCAUCAGCAUGGAGACCAUAUGCCCACGACGAUGGUGACGAGGGAACAGGUGUUGGGCAAGAGAGACGUUAAAGAGACGGAGCAUAUUCCUGAGAAUCUUCAGGCUGACUCCGAGUCCUCUGGUGAGAGCAGCAGAAAGCGUCAUAAAACCGAUGCUCGGACAACGACCCAACAUCGUCACUUCUCCAUCCGCUCAGAUUUUUCCCUCGGCUCCUUACAACCUUCACUUCAGCCCGACUCCCGCCUCGAAUCCCGGCUCACUCGACCAUGGAAAGAUGUUUACUGCGAAAGACUUCGGGUUGAACGAAACUGGCGCAAAGGUCGCUGCAUCACCAAAACGCUCAAGGGUCACGCCUCGUCCGUCAUGUGCCUCCAGUACCACACCACUCUCACCAAUCCCUCCUACCCUGUCCUCAUCACUGGCUCAUACGAUCAGACCGUCAAAAUCUGGAACAUGGAGACAGGGACUGUGGUCAAGACCCUCACUGGCCAUACCCGCGCUGUCCGUGCUCUACAAUUUGACCAGAUGCUACUGUUCACCGGCUCGAUGGAUGGAACCGUCCGCAUGUGGAAUUGGCGGGCAGGAGACUGUCUCAGAGUCCUUGAGGCACACACUGAUGGUGUCGUCGCGCUCAAUUACAAUGGGUACCUCUUAGCGACGGGGUCAGCUGAUACCACGAUCCACGUCUGGAACUUUCGCAGUGGUAAUCAUUUCUCACUCCCUGGUCACGAUGACUGGGUCAGCAGCGUCGUCCUAUGGGACGGCAAGACGAGUCCUGGUGAUUUUGAUCCGACCCAAAUGCCUUCAUUUACCCGACACCGCGGCACGUCGCCAGAUCCCACGCCCGGAGCGCCUGAAUUCGAUGCAGGCGCCAUGCUGUUCUCCGCCGGUGAUGAUGGAGACAUCAAGCUGUGGGAUCUUGCGACGAAGGAGUGCGUUAGGGUGUUCAGCGGUCACAAAGCACCAGUGCAGAGUCUCCGUGUAUUGAUGGUCGACACGACGGCGAGUGAGGAGGAGCGGACCGAGCACAAUACGCAGUCGACGCCUAGGAAUUCCAGCCUCUUCGCGCCUGCCUCAUCUCUCACCCCGUCACCUCCUCAGAUUGCCGCCCAGCUAUCGACGGCCGUCCUUCUCCAUUCAAAAAAGUCCUCGCACGGAGAACUCUAUGUGGGAAAACGGGCUGUCCUUGCAUCUGGCAGUCUUGACGGCACAGUCAAAUUGUGGGACAUUGAAAAGGGAACAGAUAGGUCGACCCUAUUUGGACACAUCGAGGGAGUCUGGACUGUGGACAUUGACGCACUGCGUAUCGCUUCGGGCUCUUACGACCGUACGAUCAAAGUGUGGGAUCCUCAGUCGGGCGAUUGUGUACAGACUUUGGUUGGACACCGCGGAGCGGUCAAUACUCUGCAAUUGAGCGACGAUAUGAUUGUCUCUGGGUCAGACGACGGUGAUGUGAUGGUGUGGAACUUUGCACCUACGACGGGGCCAUUGACCCCGCAAUUGACGACUUGA
Molecule: messenger RNA, 2055 nt
Organism: Kockovaella imperatae
Lineage: Eukaryota; Fungi; Basidiomycota; Tremellomycetes; Tremellales; Cuniculitremaceae
Product: quinon protein alcohol dehydrogenase-like superfamily
Exons: 5
Coding region: 1-2055 (684 amino acids)
Biological process (GO): protein polyubiquitination
Cellular component (GO): nucleus; nuclear SCF ubiquitin ligase complex
Molecular function (GO): ubiquitin binding
Source: RefSeq, a predicted model, not a curated record